This is a messenger RNA of Sabethes cyaneus, 513 nucleotides long. Its product is annotated as NPC intracellular cholesterol transporter 2-like. The transcript has 3 exons. NCBI's taxonomy places the organism in Eukaryota, Metazoa, Arthropoda, Insecta, Diptera, Culicidae. Gene Ontology annotation, biological process: intracellular cholesterol transport. Gene Ontology annotation, molecular function: sterol binding. The coding region runs from base 1 to 513 and encodes 170 amino acids. The record is from RefSeq and is a predicted model, not a curated record.
AUGAUAACGAACGGCGAAAUCCUCGAGAAAGUUUUAGUACAGUUGCUUCGGGUAUUGCAUCUAAGAAUGAGCAAAUUGGUGAUUCUCUUGGCACUUGUUUCGUUGGCAUUUGCCGAUGUUGUUCCUGUCAGGCAAUGUAAAGCUGGUGCUCUACCAGUUGCCGUCGACAUAGUCGGUUGCAGCAAACUACCGUGUGAUCUUCCGCGGGGACAGGAAGUGGUUGCCAAUGUGGACUUUAGUCCAGCCGUGGAAGUAGCCGAACUAAGACCGGUGGUCUUCGCGACGGCGUUAGGUGUGACAGUUCCGUUUGUUCUACCAAGCGAUCGCCAAAACGCAUGUGAUUGGCUAGAGGGAGCUCGCUGUCCAUUGUCUGCUGGAGAGGACGUACGGUACGUACUGCGAUUACCGGUGGAGAAGGCUUAUCCCGCAAUUCCGGUGGAAGUGGAACUACAACUGGUCGAUCAAGAAGACCAACCCGUGAGCUGUUUUCGGGUGCAAGCGAAAGUGGUUUAA